Molecule: messenger RNA, 2328 nt
Organism: Culicoides brevitarsis
Lineage: Eukaryota; Metazoa; Arthropoda; Insecta; Diptera; Ceratopogonidae
Product: protein rotatin homolog
Exons: 4
Biological process (GO): centriole replication; centriole-centriole cohesion; ciliary basal body organization
Cellular component (GO): centrosome; centriole; ciliary basal body
Source: RefSeq, a predicted model, not a curated record
AACGUAAACAAAGCAGAAUCUCUAGAUUUUUUCCUGUUUUUUGAUGAAAAUUGACUAAAAAGUGAUUAAAAGUAGCAAAAAAUGUCACUUUUGAUCACAAAUUCUACAAUUUCUAAACUGACCCACGGUUUGCCUGAUAUUCGUCAACGAGCCCUCAAAGAAGUGGCUUCAAAGGUCAAAGAAGGCUCUCGGAACAAAGAUGAGUUCGUUUGCAGCAGCGUCGACUUGUACAAAGAACUGGUUAAGGCGAUAAAUGACACGAAAUUGAGUCAAAGUGAAUAUGUCGAAGUACUUUUGGAUCUUUUUAAGAGUCAUUAUGGGACGUCUUUAGUAAAAAUCAUUGGAAUUCCUCAAAUAAAGCGCGACACACAAAACGCUUUUCGUAAAAUUUAUUCCGGGAAUCUAAAAUUACGAACGCCCAUCGAUGAAUUUUCAAGAUUUCUCAAAAAAUUCGAAGUAGAAGAUGUUUUACCGCAAAUUUUUAGUGAAAAAGUGUCCUUGAACCCGCAACCGAACUUUAAAUUGGAUUUUCCGGAUGAAGAUUACGUCAACCGAUGGUCGAAACCGCCUCAAAAAGAUUAUCACGAAAUGGAAUCGCUUAAAAUGAGUCUCGUGGAUUACCAAAAUGUGCUCGGAAUGGAACAUGCUUUGACUUUUCUGCAUAAAAGUGUCAAAAAUUUGCCGGCGGAGUAUUUUUUGCAACCUCCGUAUUUGUACAAAAACCUUUUGGACUGUCUCCAGAUCGAAAAUUACGAAAAAAGUUCCUUAACCGUACUUUUGGACCUCACGAAAGCCCUUCAGGCACGCAUGAAAGUCCGAACUUUGACCCGAACUUGCGAAAUUUUCGUCGACGACGCCAUCGAUGAGGCAGAAAUGCGAAGUCAGUUGAGCGUGAAGGCAUUUUGUCGACAUUUGAUGGCAGCUGCGAUGCGUGCCUUGAAGGAAAUUGACGAUCACGAGUGUCAGGAGAGGUUAAAUGUCUUUUUUGAGCUCAUGAGUGCCGUUGUGAACGUCAUGAAGAGCUGUAAGGCGGAAUGUUCGGCGGUUUUGUGUGACAUGACGGAAUUUUUGCAGUACUAUAGGGCGCAGUAUCAAAGUGAAAAGGGGAAUUUUCGAUGUCGCGUGAAUUAUUUUGCCAUGUUGCAGAUGAUAGCGACGUUGGCGAGCACGAAAAUGAAUGAGGAUUACGGAGAUGAGCUGCAAGUUUGGCAAAAAGAGUUGGAAACGAGUUUGAUGGACUUUAGUUUUCGUGAAAUGAUGCCCGAUGUGUAUGAACACAUUUACGAGUUGUGUAAUGGGGAGAAAAAUGUGAGAUUGACGAAUAUGGUUCAUGCUGCUGAGAUCCUUUCGCCAGCUGUCGACUUAUUACGAUCCCCGAACAAAUUCAACGACGAGGAAUUAAUCUUAAACGGUUUAUCGAUGCUUGAAACCCUUAAAAUCCACAAAAGCGAAGGUUUGGUUCGUAAACUCAUGACUGCCAUUCUCAACUGCACUCCAAAUUUCCAAAAUGACCCGAAUCUCCGCAAACAUGGCGAACACUUAUUUUUACGACUUCUCGCAACUUCCGUUCCUCGUCUCAAAAGUAUCGCCUAUCAACUUGCCACUGACGCUGUGAAGAAUUUUUUCGCUCAAGUAGUUGACGGCGUGAUGUUGAAACGUUACGAAGUGCAUGACGAACGAGGAGCGCGGUUCAUGGGAAUUCCUUUGAACACCGAAAUUCUCGGCGAAAUUAUUUCGUUUGGGCUGAAAAAUAACAACGAAGUGAUUCGACGAGGCGCCGAAAUAAUUAUAACUUACAUCGUGAAGGGAAAAACGGUUCUCGGGAAACAUUGGAUGAAAUUUUUGCAAGUUUUGAUGCCACUUUUGCCGUUGUUGCAAUCGAUUGAACCGGUGAGCAGUUUAUUGGGACACGGAAUUACGUCGUUGUUUGAUCCAGAUUUCGAUUUGCCGCCGCUGGAAUGCAUGCACGGCAACAUGAGAUAUUUAUUUUCGAACGAAAGUCAAGCGAGAGAAGACGCCUGUUUGCGAUUAAUUUAUAUGACGAGCAGUCAACUCAACUCAGCGAAUUAUUUGCCGAAAAUUGAUCAUGUCAAAAGUACGCUCACGAACACUUUUUGUAUCUUGAGGAAUCGAAUGCCGCUGAGAAAUCCGCUUAAAAUGGGAGUUUUUGAUGUGCAGUCGAUGCGAGAAUUGGUUGAAGUGCUGAAAUCGCAAGAAGCUUCGCCAAAAGUGAGAUAUUCGACGUUAAUUCAAUUGAACGCGUUUAUGGAUGAUCCGACGUUGUGUGAUGUUUUGCAUCAGCAGAAGGGAUGGCCUUAUGUUUUACAG